GAAGUGUUUGGGCAAGAGUAUUUGUUUGCUUAUACAGCCUACGAUACUGUCCAAACAGCAUGCAUUUUCUUAAAAGGGACAACAUUCAGCCUCCCAAUAGGUUGUAUGGGUGACGGAGAGAGCAAGAAUAGCGUCUCCUUUUUAGGUAAAGCAAAACAAACAAAAAUGCAUUGACAUUAUGUGUUUCGCGUGACCAAGGUAGCCUGGGUUAGCUUUUGCUGGGUGGAAAUAGUGAUCCGUCUAGCAGCUGUUUCAAUAUGUGGGCACGUCAUUACGCAUCAUGCAAGAACCCAUGUGAGUAUAGAUUUUUCUAGAGUUGCUAGGAAACCGUUAAUACUGAGUGCAGCAACCAAAAAAAGCCAUUCCACUGGAAACUAUUCCGAGAGAAGCCAGUAGGUGUCACCCGGGAACCGAGGCAGCCUGUACAAAAUGGUCACAUGACUUCGAAUGCUGGCUGAUCUGGGUAAGAUUCACCAUUAGACUUGUUUACUCGUCAGGCUGAUGUGUUCCUCCAGUUUAUCAGUGUAUUCCAUGGGCAACAGUACAAGCAGGCUUUACAGUGCUCUCGCAAAGACUUUGAGCAGUGAUGCUGUAUCCAAACAUCAGGAGUAUUUGGAGCAGACAGCAGACUCGGAACUCCUGGAUCCCAUAGAUCCCAAGGAUCUGCUUGAAGAAUGCCAAAUUGUUCUUCAGAAACGUCCUGCGCGACUCCAGAGAGACUUUGUGGACCUGAGGACCAACUCUACCAGAAAUGUCCGACCCAUUAGAGUCAUGCAGUGGAACAUACUAGCACAAGCUCUCGGGGAAGGCAAGGACAACUUUGUGCAAUGCCCCAUGGAAGCCCUGAGGUGGGAAGAAAGGAAAUGCCUCAUUCUAGAAGAGAUCCUUGCUUAUCAACCAGAUAUCUUGUGCCUACAGGAAGUGGAUCAUUACUUUGAUACUUUUCAGCCUUUACUCAGUCGGUUGGGCUACCAAUGUACUUUCUUCCCUAAACCAUGGUCUCCAUGCCUAGAUGUGGAACAUAACAAUGGGCCAGAUGGCUGUGCUUUGUUCUUCCUUAAAGACAGAUACACACUCAUCAACAGCACCAACAUCAGGUUGACUGCAAUGAAGUUGAAAACCAACCAAGUGGCCAUAGCUCAGAUCCUGAAGUGUAAGGAAACUGGCAAAAUGUUCUGCAUUGCUGUUACUCACUUGAAAGCUCGCAAUGGUUGGGAGCGAUUCAGGUCUGCACAAGGUGCUGAUCUUCUUGAGAAUCUGAAGCAGAUUACCCAAGAGGCAGAAAUCCCUCUCAUUGUCUGCGGUGAUUUCAACGCUGAGCCCACUGAAGAGGUGUAUAAAGAAUUCUCAAACUCCAGCCUGAACCUGAACAGCGCAUACAAGCUGCUGAGUACUGAUGGACUGUCAGAACCUCCAUAUACAACCUGGAAAAUCCGUCCCUCAGGAGAAUGCAGGCACACACUGGAUUAUAUCUGGUAUUCACAACAUGCCUUGAAGGUGAAUGCUGCCCUCAGUCUUCUGACUGAGGAGCAAAUUGGACCCAAUAGGCUACCAUCGUACAAUUACCCAUCAGACCACCUGUCUUUAGUAUGUGACUUCACCUUCAAUGAAGAUCCAGACAGGCUGUUAUAAUAAGGUGUAGUUAGAUGAGAAUUUCAUGUACUGUGCUUAUGAAGGCAGUGGCCUUUAAAAGUGAUCCCUGAAGACUUUGGGGAAGGGGGAUUAUUUAUGAAUGAUGAAGCAAUGGUUUAUUUUCAAAUUAUAAUCUUGAAAUAUGCUUUUUGUCAUUAACACCCUGCUGUGAGAGUAAAAAGUCAAGCAAAACAAAA
Messenger RNA from Varanus komodoensis (Komodo dragon), 1829 nucleotides. RefSeq names its product nocturnin (gene NOCT). Gene Ontology annotation, molecular function: poly(A)-specific ribonuclease activity. Lineage: Eukaryota; Metazoa; Chordata; Lepidosauria; Squamata; Varanidae. The transcript has 3 exons. The coding region runs from base 502 to 1632 and encodes 376 amino acids. Gene Ontology annotation, biological process: circadian rhythm. The record is from RefSeq and is a predicted model, not a curated record.